AUGGAAAAGAACGUCAAGAUGAAGAAGAAGGUAUUUUUCUGAUAUUUUAUGUAUUUUUAUUAUCAGAUAAUUGCGCCUAUAUAUGCUACUAAUGGGAAAAUCUUGUGACUUACUUAUCAUCGUGCAUGUUACAUCUUGCGAAUUUUUCUUGAAGGUUCUUCUUAUGGGUAAAAGUGGCUCAGGAAAAACGAGCAUGAGGUCGAUAAUAUUUGCAAACUACAUUGCAAGAGACACAAGAAGACUUGGAGCGACAAGUAAGUAUUUUAUCUUUCGCGCUCUGACGGAGGGUUAACGAUCCAAACGUCAGCUUCAGAAACCUUUUUACGAAGGCAAUUUAUUAUAAAUAUAUGUAUAUGUAUUUAUACAUUACCAAUUCCGUUGAUAAAACCAAAUCAUCCAAGUAUCUAACUGUUGUUAACAGUUUACUUUUUGUACCCGCACUUUGAGGCUCUUUAUCUUUAUUUUGUAAAGUUAACAUCACUUCAGAAUUUUUCUCUCGUGUGAAAUUGCAGGGCCUCUUACUUUCCAUUCUGACGAGUAAUUUUAAUUUUUUUCUAUUUUCAGUUGACGUGGAGCAUUCUCAUGUUCGUUUUCUUGGAAAUUUGGUUCUCAAUCUUUGGGAUUGUGGAGGGUAAUUUGACCAUUAAGUUUACCGUCAUUUUACGAUGUAGUUGUUGUGAAUUGUAACAUAUUUUGACCAAUAUUCUCAUUAUUUUCAGUGUAGUAACUGAACUAAUUAGAAAUAUUUUUUAUUGUAAUUAGUAGCUGGACAAUUGGCUGAUACAGGCAACCAUUUUUUUUUUGUAGUUAAUUUGUUAACCUCUAAUCACACUUUCUAAUUAAGCAGUAGACCGCACUUUCUAUAUGUUUACCAGCUUAAUAACCCAUGUAGGAUGUUAGGAGAACAUAGGAAAAGUUUGUAAUUCACAAGCCAGAGGUGAGUGACUUGCAAACUUUUUGGGUGUUCUCCGAACAUUCCAAGUUGGUUAUUACAACAAUAGAUUGAUAGAAUGUUGGGUCUAUCUAGAGUUAGGAUGUUUCAAUUUCCUAUGGGUUUACUAUUGCAAUAAACAAGAGGUUUUUGACCAAUCAGGGUGCUCCUAAUAUUUCAGUUAUUUUGUAAACCUCUAUAAGAAAGAAUCUGAAAGAUUAGAGAGAUAAGAUAACUCUGGCCUUCCAUUAAUACCAGGGGGGGCUGAUAUAUUGACUCUCUUCCAAUCUUCAUAAAAAAUGGAGUAGUAGCAAUUGUGUUAUUUUCACUUCCCAGACAAGAGGCAUUUAUGGAGAAUUAUUUCACAAGUCAGAGGGACAACAUUUUUAGAAAUGUUGAAGUUCUAAUUUAUGUGUUUGAUGUGGAAAGUCGUGAACUUGAGAAAGAUAUGCACUAUUACCAGACUUGCCUAGAGGCCAUUCUUCAGAAUUCACCUGAUGCCAAGAUAUUUUGCCUUAUUCACAAAAUGGAUUUGGUACAAGAAGAUCAGAGAGAUGCAGUGAGUACAUUUGCAGCCUAAUAAGAUAGCAAUAGAGACAUUGACUUCAUAAUUUAAGCUUUCAUGCAGUCUUGAAAAAAAGUCACUCAACAUAUUUUUAUGGGGCUAAAUAUGAUCUCUUCUUUGUUGUACAAUGAAGCCUUCACAAUGUCACCAGAUGGCAAUUUUUUCCCUACUGCAAAUCUGUAAUCAUGAAAACAGGUGGUGAGAUAUGUGGGCGAGAUCACAAAUUUAAAGGGCCCCUAGAUGGAGCAAAAGGAACAUAGUAGCUCUGAUGAAUUUGGACAGAAGGUACUAAAAAUUUAGCUUUGCAAAACACAGGUUGGGUUGUGAAAAUGUCUCCAAAAGACACGAUUUUUUUUUUCAGAUUUUUAGAGAGCGGGAAGAAGACCUCAAAAGGCUCUCAAAGCCACUGGAAUGUACAUGUUUCCGUACAUCAAUUUGGGAUGAAACUCUUUACAAGGCUUGGUCAUCCAUUGUCUAUCAGCUGAUACCAAAUGUGACACAACUGGAACAGAAUCUGGAGAACUUUGCUUCAAUCAUUGAAGCAGAUGAAGUCCUUUUGUUUGAGAGGGCCACAUUUCUGGUAGGUAUUUAAUUAAAGUAGAAUGUGUCCACUGAUGUUAGGAAGUGAAGGGUUAACACCUGGAAGCCUGAUCCUGCUUUAGCAUCCCCUGAUAUACCAAAUACCUACAUUGUAGUUUUUAUUGAAAUGGGCUGCUAAUCUACAAUAGUCUGUCAACAUUGGCAUUUUUUCAAUUUUCCUGACAGUCCACUGAUAGCUUUUUACACUACAGGCUUUAUUAGAUACUUUACUAUUUUCUCACUAUAGAAAACAACACAAGGACCUAGCCAAGUCUUAACCCUUUAACUCCCAGAUCAAAUUUAUAAUUCUCCUAAAUAUCAACCAUACAAUUCUCAUAAUGUUAGUUCAGAGAACUUAGUAUUGGAUCAACUAAUUAUCCUCAAAUUGAUAUUUUUCUUUAUUCUCAACACUUAUCUGGUUGAUAUUGUAUUGAUAUUGUAAGGAGAAAUUUUGUCUUGGUCACUCAUGGGAGUUAAAGGGUUAAACAGUGGACUCUUGAUCUAGAGUUGAUCUUUCUAACCAAUCAGCUAUCAAAUCUGUCAACUAUUCAAUAGCUUUAAACCCUUUAACUCGCAUGGGUGACUGAGACAGAAUUUCUCUUUACAAUAUCAAUACAGUAUCAAGCAGACAAGUAAUGAGAAUAAAUAAGUGUAUCAACAAGGGGAUUAUUAGUUGAUCCAAUGCCAAAUUCUUGGAACUAACAUAGUGACUAUUAUAUGGCUAACGAGAUCUUAAGAAUUAAAGGGUUAUUUGUAAAUUGUUAACGGUAGAUUUAACUUAGUUUGAGUUUGUUGUUGUGACCCUCUUUGUAAACAACAUUUGAAUGACACUUAGUGUUCAUUUUUCAGGUUAUUUCUUAUUGUCAACGCAAGUCCCAUAAGGAUGUACACAGAUUUGAAAAAAUUAGUAACAUUAUCAAACAGUUCAAGUUAAGCUGUAGGUAAGUUGAGUCCUGUUGAGGAAGGUCAAGUUUUCCAGUGUAAUGGACUUGGAUGCUUUAUCGCAUCACUACUGAGCUUAUGCUCCAGUUUUAACUGCUUGAAGCCCCCUGUAUUGUGUAACACGGAUAAUCAAUCUUGACCUUCCACUCUUAAUUUUCUCCAUAGUAAACUGCAUGCCCAUUUUCAGAGCAUGGAGGUGCGCAAUUCUACAUUUGCUGCAUUUAUUGAUGUCUUUACACCAAAUACAUAUGUGAUGGUUAUCAUGUCUGACAACACAAUCCGUAAGUAUAUGUACAAUGAACUUUCUCAUAGGUGACACCUAUGUGCAACUAGCUCAUCCUUGGAGUUGGUUCCUGAUACAGGAAUUGCUCUACUUUUUACAUUUCAAACUCCCCUAUUUACAGCAAUACUAUAACCAACAGACCAGACAGCAAAAACCUUUUUACAACCUGUAUGUAACUGUUAAGUACCAUUGUGAAGGGAAUAAAAAAUCUCUUGAGUUGACACUGACCAAUUUGCUUCCACAAACCUGGCUUAGAGCAUUCAACUGAAAAACAGGUUGUUAAAAAGGGCAAUCAAUCUUAAUAGCUUGUACACUAAAGAAACAAAUCUUCAAGUCAUUUAUUAAACAUAGCCCUCUCUAAAGUAUUUACAUCUUCAGAUUCCAGAGAAAUAUGAAUAUGCUAUGAAUUUGAUUCUAUAAUGAGUGAAUUUUCAACAUCUGCUUGAAGUGUAAAUUCUUCUCUCUCUUAGCAUCUGCUGCUACACAGAUUAAUAUUCGCAAUGCAAGGAAGCACUUUGAGAGGCUAGAAAAGGUUUCCAAUAAUGGGCAGCAUUCCCUGAAAGGAAGAUAG
Messenger RNA from Pocillopora meandrina, 3871 nucleotides. The record is from the annotation of a GenBank genome assembly. NCBI's taxonomy places the organism in Eukaryota, Metazoa, Cnidaria, Anthozoa, Scleractinia, Pocilloporidae.